AUGUUAGUCUUUCAAAGCUCAAACUUCAUUACUUCGAUAGUUAUUGGACUACUCCUGCUCCUCAGUCCAGUCUCCAGUAUCGCCGAUGUCGGGUUCUGCGACUACAGCAAUAUCAAUGAGCCGAUAGGAAUCGAUCUGGGAUAUCAGUACAUCGCCGCGUCCUAUGCCAACUCGUCCACCCUAUUCACUCCAUUAGCAGUAGUGAACAAUGCCGAAUACACCGCCCUAGUCUCCCAGUUAGCCGCCGAGGACUUUGAACGCUCCGAUCUCAAAAGCUUGUUUGGGAACCGCGAUGGGAGCGCAUAUGCCUUGCUCAAGGUCAUAACCUCACGCCUUACCUCCAAGCUCACUGCCAAAAUUCCAUACAUUAACCACCCUUAUGUCGAAUUCAUUACCGGCACAACCAGCCAGGUCUACGUGAGCCUCGCCACACAAUUCCAACGUCUUAUCGAUACUGCUCUCAGACGUUCACAAGAGCGCCCAAAGCCGUUAACCCUCUCCGGAAUCUCCGAGACGUUUAUCCGUGUGUUCCAGGACCUCCAAGCCUCCGCUAUCGCCGACACCGGCACCAAACUCUCCUUCGCCAUCAUAGGCAUCCCGGACUUCUUCAACGAAACUAUAAACGAGAUUGUCGUUGACGCCUCCCGCAAGGCUGGCAUCGAGACUCCUUCCCAUGCGCUGCCGCGGAGUUUGCUCACCCACUUCGAGAAUCCCACUAUCCGGGAAGGCGCUACUGUCCUUGUUUUGCACCAGGGGGCUGAGCACUGUGGCAUUCGGGUCUACUUCGAGGGCGGCAGCGGCAGUUCUAGUAGUAAAUCAUCGCGGAGGCGGAAUGCCAUGAAGAAGACACUUAAAAAUCCUGCUACCCGCGAUGCAUAUCUCCGACUUGACCCGUGGCGUAGCGAGAUUAUUCAUCGGCGACUCACAGAGUCACUAAUCAGAUCAAAUCAGGAGCUACAGACUCAGCUUGAAGUUGGGGCAGAUCGACAUGUCCUUGUUGCCUGUGUGGCACAGGCGAGAUUGCAGCUCAAGAGGCAGGACGUGUCGGUUGUAUAUCUGGGGACAGAGUCGCGCUCAGCGGACUUCUAUACUACUAUAGCAGACAAUUCUAAGGGCGAGUAUCUAGAGGACGUACCGCUGGAGUUGGAUAAGUGGUGGCUUUAUGGAAGCAAUCCCGGUGUGAAGCUUACGAGGGAGAUGGUUUUGGCUGCAGAUGAGGAGUAUGUGAAGGGGCUGGCGAAUACGAUUAACUUCUUCUUGCGUGCCACCCAGGGUCUGUUUACUUCUUCUCUCUUGGACUUCUCUCCAUUGGCCUCCCACUAA
Molecule: messenger RNA, 1323 nt
Organism: Aspergillus terreus NIH2624
Lineage: Eukaryota; Fungi; Ascomycota; Eurotiomycetes; Eurotiales; Aspergillaceae
Exons: 2
Coding region: 1-1323 (440 amino acids)
Source: RefSeq, a predicted model, not a curated record